GCUGGUGUUUGUUCCGAGUUUGUCUUUUUUGUAGUACUGACUACUCCGCCUGCUCCAGAAGUAGAUGCUGAAAUUCGAACUGGUGCUGUGUUUUGGAUUAGGUCUCGGCACCUAGUUGACGAACUUGAUUUUAGAGCUAUAUCCAGUGGCGGUAUAAUUGAUGAAGAGUUGAUAAAACGAAAAAGCUAAGCGAGAAGUUCGAGUUCCACAACUUCCCUCGAUAAAUAAAAAGGCACCUCCGGCUACAAGGAGGAAAUCAAUCAAAAACAAAAUGUCCUCCUCGUCCUCCAGUUUUUCGGGUAAGCUGCCCAAGUUCCUCGAGCGGAAACUGAAGACGCUAAAAUGCCCCCAGGCUUCCCCCACCCUGGACGACUUUCAGCGAAUAGUGUUGUGGCUGGAAGAAGAAAAGGUGCGGCUCUACACCGUCGCGGAACGAGCCAAGAUGUAUCAGAGAGAACUUUCAAGUAAUUGCUGUACAACUAGCUUGGUAAUGCCAAUUUCGUAUGUUUUUCAUUUUUUUGCAUCAAUCUAUUUUCAAAUGAAUUAGUCAAAAUCAGCAGAUGUGCAGCACUCUUGCAUUCCGCACAUUGCCAGAUUCUCGCACGGCAUGGCGGGCAUCCCUUGACUGUAUUCUUAGGUAUUUUGCAAGAAAUGAAGGAAGGUAGACGUAGAUCUUAUUUUGUUCAGGCAUGUUUUAGUAUAAAGAACAUGUGGACAAAUUUUCUCUCUGAUCACCUGCGGGAGGUGAACAAGCGGCCGCAGUGGUACCGAGCAACCAAGGAAUAUCUCAAGGAGCUCGGUAAGAGUAGGUUCGUUGUUAGGCCUGCAGAAGUUUGUAUUGCAGUAGGGAUUUGUACAUAGGACAAGGCACUGGAGAUGCUCUCUACUCCCCUGCACACGACAAGCGCGACUUCUGUUGACCCUUCUGUACGUACCACAGGUCUAGAUGAGUCGCUGUGCGAUUCCCUCUCAGACAAGGCCCCGCCGGAUGUCAAGCUCAAGGUCCUGGAUGUGCUGUAUCAGGUGGAAAAAUUGUUGAGCAAGUACAUCACGAAGGCGAACUGAUUUUUUCCUAUGCAAUAUCUCGCGCUUAAAAAAGUAAGAACACUGUGCUACAGAUGAUACGCACCAUUCGAAAGAACGUCAUGCUGCUUUUGUGAUUGAGCCUCUGGAACUAGUACUUAUUUGCUUCUACAACUGCUGGGAAGUGCAUUUGAGUUUUCGUUUUCAACCUGAUAUGCCCACCUCCAUGGCCGUGCACGACGAGUAUCAAGACGCGAUCGAGGAGAAGAGGAUAAAGCUCCCGGCGGCGGAAGAGGCGGAUCCGAACGCCGCUGCCAGAUUGGCGAAAGCGGUGGAGCUUUGUCAGCUUAUCGAGCCGCUGAACAAGGUAAGUACUGAUGUUCAUACUGGUCAUCUACUAUUGUCAUGAAAGAAUGAAAGAUCGCGAGAAGAAGAAAUUAUUGUGUUGACACAAGCACUUUUCCUUUUUUUGGUCCCUUGAGGUUCUAACAUCAUUUCAUGAACAGUCAAGUUUUGCUUCACCAGAAUUCAAUGGGAAAUUUUUACAGAUUCUUGCUGACAACUCGCUCCCUACACUUACCGACGACGUGGGAGACGACGACAUUGUCGCAGCGGUGUCUCUAUCCAUUGCAAGUAUAAAAAUCGAUCCGGUAGUUCUGGAAAAAUGGCAAGUGAAAUUAGGAAAUGCGUUGCUCGCAUGCGUGCAAAGCUGUUUUUCUGCAGACUGCCGAAUGGGGCUCGCAUUUUCCAAUGCACAAAUACCAAUACGUUGACUUGUCAUCCUCAGCAUCAUGUAGAUGUAAAUGAAUUUCUCGUCAUGCUUGGCUGCUUACCAAAGUUUGGUCCUGUAAUCAAAAGCGCAUGAAAAAUACGAAGUAGUUCAAGUGAGCCAGAUCGAUGUUUGCAAGGUGCAUAGUCUCUGCUGCACAACCGCCAUUUCCCGCCGGACGUGAACAUGUCUGACGCCAUAUGCCAGGAAGAAAGCUUGAAAUAUGCAAAAAUGAAUGAAUGCAGGAGGGUACUACAAUGUGGUGCGCAGGCAACUUCUGCGAGCCCAAGCAGCGUGUACUUGCUAUGAGAGAAAUCGAUCUAUGUAUUGUGGCGAGGCAGAUAUAAUUUGUUUCUUCAUUCUAUGGUGCAUCAGUUCAGUUUUUCUUCCGGGAUACGCGAUUAGCGACCAGAUGCAACUAGAAACCGUGCCAAUUGGGAUUGAGCUGGAGACGGAACAUAUGCCGCGCAAAUACAACAUCAGGGGCAGCUAAAUUGCAUCCUCAAAUGCAACUCAGAAUAGUGAGGUGACAAGUCUGUUAUGCGCAUUAUGAUUUUUGUGUGACAGUACUAAAAGUGACAAACACGACGUGCAAAUGCAAUCGGGAAGAUGAAGAUCUUUCCAUGCACGGCUCUAUUUCCCGACCCAGACGUGUAUUUGCGUUCGAUGCCACAGGAAAAGAGGCAGCUGCAGGCGCCGAUCGCGCUUCUGAGGUUUCUGCACAACCACAACAUGCGGGAUUUUCAACAGAGAAUCAACGAGACCAUCAACAAGCUGCAGCAAUUUACCGCCGAUCCGAGGACCGACGGGGCGCUGGGACGUGUGGGGAGGUAGCUUGUGCGUUCUUUCGUGGUCUUCGUGUCUUUUUGAGGAGAAGACAGCGAGAACCUACUUGCCGGCGGCUGCGACAAGUAGAAGAAGUACGGCGGGGGCGAGUGAAACAGAAACGUCAUAUGACCGAAGGACGCCACGACCCAUGGCUGUAGCGACAGCAAAUGUCGUGCUGCCGGUGUGUAUGGCUGAAGUUGAACAUGCGUAGGUUUAGGCGACGUAUUCUCAACUAGUUUAUAUACGACUUCAUGAGUCGGCUAAUACUCCACGUAAGACAAUACAGAAGUCCAUUGCUGUGCGGCGCUACAAUCAUACUGCCCACAUAACGGGCCCCACGCCGCGUGUUCUACUGUUGCCGACAAUCACGAAAGGACGUUUCGACCUUGUUGGGUAGUUUCUUGGUUUCGAAUUUUCGAACACCC
Amoebophrya sp. A120 is the source of this 3045-nucleotide messenger RNA. Lineage: Eukaryota; Dinophyceae; Syndiniales; Amoebophryaceae. The record is from the annotation of a GenBank genome assembly.